CCCAACCGGUGACCUGCUGCUGCUGCAAGAGACUCGACAGAGAACAAGUACAAAUCCUUCAUUUUGAAAGGAAAAUACCUUGAUUCUUGAACUCGCUCGCUGACGCUGGGAAAGUGCAAAAUCACCGUAUUGUGGCGCCACAAUGGCUGUUAGUGUUCAGCUCUCACUCUCAGGGCUCUCCCUGCACUUGCCCCCCACUCGUGCAAUCCCGCCUCACGUUUUUCACUGUCGAACCGGACCAUCUCUCGCGCCUUCCCAUUCUCCAUCUUCGCCCYACCCCACAAUUCAGAUUGUUGGUGGGAAAACAUCAAAUUUCUUUGGAGAUGGAAGCUCCCAAGGUACAUCUAACAGCGGCCAAGUCGAGAGAGAUUGGGUUGAUUUUGAGGCUGAUCUGUAUUACUGGACAAAGGCCUUGCGUCCCGUCCAGUGGUAUCCUGGCCAUAUAGCAAAAACAGAGAAAGAACUGAAGGAUCAACUAAAGUUGAUGGAUGUUGUGAUAGAGGUUCGAGAUGCUAGAAUACCCAUGUCUACAAGUCAUCCACAGAUGGACGGAUGGCUUGGUAAUAGGAAACGAAUAUUGGUAUUGAACAGAGAAGAUAUGAUAUCUUCAGCAGACCGGAAUGCUUGGGCAACUUAUUUUACGGGACGGGGAAUUAAAUUAGUAUUUUCGAACGGGCAACUUGGAAUGGGCACAAUGAAGCUAGGGCGGUUGGCGAAGACACUGGCAGCUGAUGUAAAUGUCAAACGUAGGGCAAAAGGACUACUUCCUCGCCCGGUUCGUGCUGGAAUAGUUGGAUAUCCUAAUGUUGGGAAAUCAUCUCUGAUCAACCGCUUGCUCAAACGUCGAAUGUGUCCAGCAGCUCCAAGACCAGGUGUCACCAGAGAGUUGAAGUGGGUUCGUUUUGGGAGUGAUCUAGAGUUGCUUGACUCUCCUGGUAUUAUACCAAUGCGGAUUAGUGACCAGACUGCUGCAAUAAAGCUUGCUAUAUGCGAUGACAUUGGAGAGAGGUCCUACAAUGUUGCUGAUGUUGCUGCCAUCCUUGUACAGAUUUUGACCAAGCUUCCAUCAGUAGGUAUAGAAUCACUUCAAAAGCGAUACAGAGUUGAUGCAGACGGUCAAUGUGGUGACAUAUUUGUUCAAAAGUUAGCGCUCCAAUUGUUCAACGGGGACAGUCAUCAAGCGGCUUUUCGCAUCUUAUCAGAUUUUCGCAAAGGAAAGUUUGGUUGGAUUGCUUUGGAGAGGCCUCCCAGAUAAUGCUGUUGCUGUUGGAUGAGUCGAUGAUGGCUUGCUUGGAGGUCGGAAUUUCAACUUCUCACUCUUAUACGAUUCAUAUAAAUGCUACAGGCCACCUGGUUUAGAAUUAGAAACUCUUAACAGACCAGAAAGCUUCACGAUGUCUAUAUUGCUCAACUUUCGGAGUUAUGGAGGAGAGCACAAAACUGGAGUCCUUGAUCUCAUAAAGUCGUCAAGGAGUCUCAUUAAUUUGUGAAGCCCAUGUGUUAUAUUAUGUAAUAUAUGUUUUUAAACUACUCUUGUAAUUAAAAUUGUCUAUUUGGUUAACUUGCAUUUGUAUUCUAAAUGAAUUUUUACCAUAAAUAUCUUUA
Molecule: messenger RNA, 1605 nt
Organism: Momordica charantia (bitter melon)
Lineage: Eukaryota; Viridiplantae; Streptophyta; Magnoliopsida; Cucurbitales; Cucurbitaceae
Product: GTP-binding family protein
Biological process (GO): mitochondrial translation
Cellular component (GO): mitochondrion
Molecular function (GO): GTPase activity; GTP binding
Source: RefSeq, a predicted model, not a curated record